AAUUUUUGCUUGUAAUCUGUCGGAGCUAUAACCUAAAACUUGAUCAGCGUCAACUUAUCAUUGCAUUAUUAUUGUGUGUUAAAGUUCUUUUUAUAAUCGAAACAAGUUAUUUCAGUAAAUAUAUAAAAAAUGCCGGACCAUUUAGGAGAAGAUAUGCGCAAAGUAAAAACGGAGGAUGAAAAAGAAGAGAAGGAAAUUAAGUCUCUCGAUGAGGCUGAUAUCGCAUUGCUGAAAACAUACGGUCAAGGUCAAUAUACGAAGAGUAUAAAGGCGGUUGAAGAAGAUAUACAAACUAUAAUUAAACGUGUAAACGAAUUGACAGGAAUUAAAGAAUCAGACACAGGUUUAGCACCUCCAGCUCUUUGGGAUUUAGCGGCGGACAAACAAACUCUUCAAAAUGAACAACCUUUACAAGUCGCUCGUUGUACCAAAAUUAUUAAUGCUGACUCUGAUGAUCCAAAGUAUAUUAUAAAUGUGAAACAAUUUGCUAAGUUUGUAGUCGACUUGGCAGAUACAGUAGCACCAACGGAUAUAGAAGAAGGCAUGAGAGUUGGAGUAGAUCGUAAUAAGUAUCAAAUUCAUAUCCCAUUACCACCUAAGAUAGAUCCAACUGUUACCAUGAUGCAAGUAGAGGAAAAGCCAGAUGUAACGUAUAGCGAUGUAGGUGGUUGUAAAGAACAAAUAGAGAAAUUGAGAGAAGUGGUAGAAACACCCUUACUUCAUCCAGAAAAGUUUGUCAACUUGGGUAUUGAACCUCCCAAAGGUGUAUUAUUGUUUGGACCACCUGGAACUGGUAAAACAUUAUGCGCAAGAGCAGUGGCCAAUAGAACAGAUGCUUGUUUUAUACGUGUUAUUGGUUCAGAAUUAGUUCAAAAAUAUGUCGGAGAAGGUGCAAGAAUGGUAAGAGAGUUGUUUGAAAUGGCACGUAGUAAAAAAGCUUGUUUAAUAUUUUUUGAUGAAAUUGAUGCCAUUGGUGGCGCUCGUUUUGACGAUGGAGCUGGUGGUGACAAUGAAGUACAAAGGACGAUGUUAGAAUUGAUUAAUCAGUUAGAUGGCUUCGAUCCUCGAGGUAAUAUCAAAGUUUUAAUGGCAACUAAUCGACCAGAUACGUUAGAUCCCGCAUUAAUGCGGCCAGGACGUUUGGAUAGGAAAGUUGAGUUUGGUUUACCGGAUCUUGAGGGUCGAACACAUAUUUUUAAAAUUCACGCGCGUUCAAUGAGCGUCGAAAGGGAUAUCAGAUUUGAGUUACUUGCUCGUUUAUGCCCUAACAGUACAGGAGCUGAAAUACGUUCAGUAUGUACAGAAGCUGGAAUGUUCGCAAUUCGUGCACGUCGCAAAGUAGCAACAGAAAAAGAUUUUCUCGAAGCUGUGAACAAAGUUAUUAAGUCCUAUGCUAAAUUCUCCGCUACUCCUAAAUAUAUGACUUAUAAUUAAGUUCAUUUAUUAGAAUGAAGUACAUAGGAAUUUCUUGAAAAAGGUACUGGAUAAUAAAAUAAUAUAAUAUUGAAUAAGGUGUGAUCAAUAAUCUUGAAUAACACAAUAAAUGCUGUAUAAACUCGAGCUUUUUAUAAAAAUAAAAAAAUUAGGAAAUAGGUUCUUUUUACAAUCUUAAUUUCUAUUAGAAUGAAAUAUAUAAAAUUCAUUGCUGUUUGUAUCUUGUAAAAUUGAGCUUGAUAGGACCAUCUGGUUUAUUAAUUAACAAAGACUUACAACCAAGAUUUUCACCAUACCAAGUGAAUUCCAAUUCUCGACACAUCUGCAUAAAAAAAUAUGUUUUUUUAAUCGAAUAUAAAAUAUAAAAUAAAAAUUUUGAAUUGAA
Messenger RNA from Vespula pensylvanica (western yellowjacket), 1819 nucleotides. RefSeq names its product 26S proteasome regulatory subunit 7 (gene Rpt1). Bases 130 to 1434 code for a protein of 434 amino acids. The transcript has 6 exons. Gene Ontology annotation, cellular component: proteasome regulatory particle, base subcomplex. Lineage: Eukaryota; Metazoa; Arthropoda; Insecta; Hymenoptera; Vespidae. Gene Ontology annotation, molecular function: ATP binding; proteasome-activating activity; ATP hydrolysis activity. Gene Ontology annotation, biological process: proteasome-mediated ubiquitin-dependent protein catabolic process. The record is from RefSeq and is a predicted model, not a curated record.